Molecule: messenger RNA, 634 nt
Organism: Saccostrea cuccullata (small rock oyster)
Lineage: Eukaryota; Metazoa; Mollusca; Bivalvia; Ostreida; Ostreidae
Exons: 3
Source: RefSeq, a predicted model, not a curated record
AUACAGGAAAUCAGCUUCAUUUGAAGGAAUUGCCUAUGCCUAUAACGACGAACACUUGGGGUCAGAAUGGAUGAAUUUAGAUAAAAAUACUGAGGUAAUGGAUAGAAGACGCCUGAGCGAGGCAUGGUACAAGAAAACCUUUCUAGAGAUAAAAGGAAAUUAUGGGAUGCAACAAAAUAUCGAAUAUAUUUCAUCCGACAAACUGGAAGACGUGCUUGAAUCUGAAAUGAAUGGCCUAUGGAGGACAUUUUCAGUCAAAUGGUCUUCAUCCUUCCAUACCGACAAUUGCAAACACGAAGAAUGCUGCAAAGCAAUUGUUAGAGACGGGCAUAUGAAAGGAACACGUUCAGUGUGCGCGGCUACGGAUGUAAGAACGACAGAAUCCGAAGAGCUUGGUAGCAUUUCCAUGGGUUGCUGGAAAAUGCCAGUGAAAGGAUCACUAUUUUGUGCUGCUCAUAAGAAUGCCAAGAAACCGGAAAAGAAUGAGGCAACGGCUCGAGGUCAGACUGAAGAUUAUUCGGAAUGUAAAACCCUUAAAGAGAAAGGCCAUCUUCAAAAGUAUAAAAGUGCAGGAGUGUGUGCGUCAUUCUAUAACUGCGGCAUUAUAAAUGGCAUAAGAGUUGUACGGUUGUGA